Messenger RNA from Salarias fasciatus (jewelled blenny), 1185 nucleotides. RefSeq names its product growth differentiation factor 7 (gene gdf7). Gene Ontology annotation, biological process: BMP signaling pathway. The coding region runs from base 1 to 1185 and encodes 394 amino acids. Gene Ontology annotation, molecular function: growth factor activity; cytokine activity. The transcript is spliced from 2 exons. The record is from RefSeq and is a predicted model, not a curated record. Lineage: Eukaryota; Metazoa; Chordata; Actinopteri; Blenniiformes; Blenniidae. Gene Ontology annotation, cellular component: extracellular region.
AUGUCUGUGCGUCGGACGGCUCGGACCGCGGCCUCUCUGCUCUGCGUCGCGCUCUGCGUCAGGGCGCAGUGGAGCGGAGCCGCCGCGCGCACCGGCGAGAGGAGGACAGACCGCGCGCUGAACGGCACCGUGUUUCUCCACGACUACAUGAUGUUCCUGUACCGGACGCUGUCCACGCUGCAGCCCGCGGACACGCACGCUGCAGGCCGUGCGGGGUUUGCCAACACGGUGACGAGCUUCGUGGACCAAGGAAAAGACCUCCCAUCUUGGGAGAGCGGUCAGCGGUACAUCUUUGACUUGUCCAGCCUGGUGAGGGUGGAGCAGCUGGUGGAGGCCGAGCUGAGAAUCCUCAGAAAGCCUCCGACCGACCUCCUGACCGCCCUCACGACCGGAGGAAACCUUUACAACAUCCGCCUGUACUCCUGCUCCCCGGAGGGCGCGUCCGAGAGACAGCUGCUGGACUCCAGAACCGUGGAGGUCCUGGACGGCGGCCUUCCCAGGUGGGAGGUGUUCGAUGUCUGGUUCAGCAUGAAGGCCCGUCUGAGGAACCCCACUGAUCCGCCACAGGCCUGCUUCCACCUCCAGGCCAUAUCUGAGCUCACCAACGAGGUGGCCGACCCGCUGCUGCUGGGGCUUGGCAGGCACGCUCGGCCGCCGCCGGAGAAAGCUCUGCUGGUGACCUUCCUUCAUACAGACACCAGCGGGAACCUGUUCACUGAGAUUAUGGAGAAAAGGCUCCAGGUACCUCAGAAACCUGCCCCAACACGUGAAAAGAAGAAGCGGGGCCACGGACGCAGAGCCGUGUCCAAGCGGUCGUUCGGCGCGUCGGGGAGAAGAGCGGCAGCCGGAAAGAGAUCCGGCCGCAGGAGGACCCGCUGCGGGCGGAAGCCCCUCCACGUGAGCUUCAAAGACCUGGGCUGGGACGACUGGAUCAUCGCCCCCCUGGACUACGAGGCGCACCACUGCGAGGGAGUGUGCGACUUCCCCUUGAGGGCUCACCUGGAGCCCACCAACCACGCCGUCAUCCAGACCCUCAUGAACUCCAUCGACCCCGACAUCAGCCCGCCCAGCUGCUGCGUCCCCUCCAAGCUCAGCCCCAUCAGCAUCCUCUACAUCGACUCGGGGGGCAACGUGGUCUACAAGCAGUACGAGGACAUGGUGGUGGAGAGCUGUGGAUGCUGGUAG